This is a messenger RNA of Daucus carota subsp. sativus, 2102 nucleotides long. RefSeq names its product probable plastidic glucose transporter 2. Gene Ontology annotation, molecular function: hexose transmembrane transporter activity. Bases 216 to 1694 code for a protein of 492 amino acids. The record is from RefSeq and is a predicted model, not a curated record. Gene Ontology annotation, cellular component: membrane. NCBI's taxonomy places the organism in Eukaryota, Viridiplantae, Streptophyta, Magnoliopsida, Apiales, Apiaceae. Gene Ontology annotation, biological process: monosaccharide transmembrane transport. The transcript is spliced from 14 exons.
UUUUGUUAUCGUAUUCGGGACAAAAUAUAUUGUAUUUUGAAAACAGAAAUAAGCAGGAGUUUGGGAGAAAUAUUUAUUAUAAUGAGCAGCUAAAAAGCAAGUGGAGAUAUUACUAUAAAGUACUAUUACGAUAACUCCUCUCGCGCUCUGAUACAGUGUGAUUCGAAGUCUCUCCAAGAUACCUGAUUUGGAGGGAAGAGUGAGAGAUUCACAGUAUGUGGGCUCACCUACACGGUUCUGCUUCCACACACAAGCGGAUGUUGCUGAAAGAUAAUUCUGUUUCACCGGACAUAGAGGAAAAUUCAGCUCUGUUACAGAAUGGUAUGGGACAAGAGAGCAGGAAUCCCUCCUUGAAGCGCUCAUUUCCCCAUGUACUCGUGGCAACAUUAGCUUCAUUCUUAUGCGGCUACCAUCUUGGAGUAGUAAAUGAACCACUUGAAAGCAUAUCUACUGAUCUCGGUUUCAAUGGGGACACUAUGGUGGAAGGUCUGGUGGUCAGUAUGUGUCUCGGUGGUGCAUUAGGAGGGUGUCUAGUCAGUGGUUGGAUUGCUGAUGGGAUCGGGCGACGUAGGGCUUUUCAAUUAUGUGCUUUACCUAUGAUAAUUGGUGCUGCAAUCAGUGCAUCAGCCAACACAGUUAUGGGUAUGCUUCUUGGAAGGUUUUCAGUUGGGAUUGGCUUGGGUCUUGGUCCUGCUGUAGCAGCUCUCUAUAUCACGGAGAUUUCUCCUUCCUUUGUCAGAGGUACAUAUGGAAGCUUUAUUCAAAUUGCAACAUGUUUAGGACUUAUGGCGGCUUUGCUGAUCGGAAUUCCUGUAAAGGAUAUUCCUGGCUGGUGGCGCAUAUGUUUUUGGGUGUCUACAGUUCCAGCAGUCAUACUUGCUAUUGGCAUGGAAUUCUCUGCAGAAAGUCCACAUUGGCUCUACAAGCAAGGAAGAAUUGCUGAAGCUGAGUAUCAGUUUGAGAGACUCUUAGGAGUAACGCAUGGGAAAUCUGCAAUGGCAGAAUUUUCGAAGUCAGAUAGAGGGGAUGAGACAGAUACUGUUAGCUUUUCAGAAUUGAUUCACGGACCUCAUUUCAGAGUUGUUUUUAUCGGGUCAACUCUGUUUGCUUUACAACAACUAUCUGGAAUAAAUGCUGUAUUUUAUUUCUCUUCUACUGUAUUUAGAAGUGCGGGAGUACCUUCAAAUCUUGCAAAUGCCUUUAUAGGAGUUUCAAAUUUAAUUGGAUCCGUCAUCGCUUUGAUUUUAAUGGAUAAAUUAGGAAGGAAAAUUCUUCUGUUGUGGAGCUUUUCUGGCAUGGUGCUAUCAACAUGUCUUCAAGUUGCUGCAGGAGGAGUGUUUGCAUCAAGUUUAGGAGGGCAGUACCUAUCUGUCAUUGGCAUGCUGAUGUUUGUCUUCUCAUUUGCUGUGGGCGUAGGCCCUGUUCCUGGUCUGCUCUUGCCUGAAAUUUUUACAAACAGAAUCAGGGCCAAAGCUGUGGCAUUUUGCAUGUCGGUGCAUUGGGUUUUCAACUUCUUGGUUGGCUUGUUAUUCUUGCGACUGCUUGAGAAGAUGGGGGCACAGCUCCUGUAUACUAUGUUUGGCAUCUUCUGCUUGAUGGGGGUGGUUUUUGUAAAGAGAAAUGUGAUGGAAACUAAAGGAAAAUCACUUCAAGAAAUUGAGAUAGCUCUUCUUCCGCCGGAGCAAAUAUUGUAAAUGGUCAACAUGGAAUUUUCAUUUGUUCUUCUAUUUUGGCCGCUAAGCACCUAGACUUUGAUCGGUCCUUCUGAGGUCUAGACAGAGGGGGGUUUUACAAUGCUUCUAGCACUUCCAUACCCAUGGGAGGUGCUGAGUUGCCAAUUCUUUUAAUCAAUAUGGCAUUCCCACGAGUCUCUUACUGUAAAAAUAGAAUGCAUCUCACAUGUGAGCUCAACUUCAUUGCUGGUUUAGAACGUUUAAAAUUAGUAUUCAAUGUAACGGCUUUGUGCAGACUUAUUUUAAAGUAGACCCGGCUAGAAGUGUGCUUGGUCUUAUUAAGUAGACAAUGUGAUUGGUUUGAUUUUGGUUCUACAGUAAUAAUAUAGUUUUGGUUGGGUUAUUUGAACCUAAAUCAGUUUCACUGGA